This is a messenger RNA of Penicillium daleae, 681 nucleotides long. RefSeq lists its product as uncharacterized. Bases 1 to 681 code for a protein of 226 amino acids. The transcript is spliced from 2 exons. NCBI's taxonomy places the organism in Eukaryota, Fungi, Ascomycota, Eurotiomycetes, Eurotiales, Aspergillaceae. The record is from RefSeq and is a predicted model, not a curated record.
AUGGCCCAAAUUAGUAGUGAGUUGAUCUUCUUCAAGGUGAAGUGCGAUGUUGAACCGGAGGACUCCGCCAGCGACCUGGGCGCGGGCCUGCUCAGGCUGUUCCGCGCCACUCAGCAACAGAGCGGCCACCAUAGCUCGGCCUGGGGUCGCACGGUGGAGGAACCGAGUAUGAUUGUAUGGGUGAUUGACUGGACGGAUGCCCGCUGCUCAAUAACCGGGUCACUUUUGAAGCCCUUCCUUGCCGACGAGAACCAACCUAUACCGGCAAUCUAUGCGACUCUCAGCCCACCCAUCAGCAGUUCCGACACAUUAACUAAGAACCCGGUGACUGAGCUUUGUUUUCUACCAGUCCCUAAUAACCUGUCGGCAUCCGAGACUCGACAGCUGGACGCUGACUUGAUCAACUUACGCACGGCGUUGAUCGUCCAGCUACCACAGGCAGCGAGGCCGCGAUCGUGGUCAAUGGGUCACGUCGACCGGCCGAAUACGGUGCAGCAUGACAAGAGUCCGAGCGGGCAGGCAAGAAUCCACUUGCUCGCCGUGGGAUGGGAGAGCAUGGAGGCCCAUGAGGAUGCCAAGCAGACAAAGGAGUUCAUCGACGGCAUCGCGCCAAUUCGAGAGAAACUGCUUCCCCCUGUACCUGGGUUGGAGAUGAAACAUGUUAGAUUCCAGAAAGUCUAG